Molecule: messenger RNA, 1816 nt
Organism: Aspergillus japonicus CBS 114.51
Lineage: Eukaryota; Fungi; Ascomycota; Eurotiomycetes; Eurotiales; Aspergillaceae
Product: queuosine 5'-phosphate N-glycosylase/hydrolase
Exons: 4
Coding region: 395-1666 (423 amino acids)
Source: RefSeq, a predicted model, not a curated record
CAGGGGCAGCCUGUUCACCGUUGGAGUUUGGCUCGGCAGGCAUUGAAAUUUUAUGAGAAGAUCCUUUGGUUCUUUGAACUCUCUGGGUCUGACCUCUGUGCUUCGUGACUCUCUUUGGACCGGCUCAGUUCCAGAUCCUCACAUCCUUUGGGUCAACCACAGACCGUCUAUUGUCGGUGCCUGUCUUCCGCGGAGUCAUCCUCUUCCUUCAGUUGUCAACCAAUCUUUUGCUCCGCGACAUUCGUUCUUCUCGACUGUUCUUUCUCAAAACUUCGGUGCCCUCCGAGACCUCACUGUCACAUACAGAAUCCCUUCCAGAUCUCCCUCCAGACAUUCCGUCGUUACCCCAUCUCGAUAUCUUCACCACAACACCCGAUCCAGCAACUCAGUCGCCAUGUCCGACGACGAAGCCGAUCCCGAGUUGGUUGCUCUUCUCCGCAAGACCCUCGGCCUGGGAGGCUCGCCCGAUCCACGCACGGCCGAGACCAAGGUCCUGCAGAAUGCGCAGUACAUCUUCGACAAUGCCAUCGACGUGGCCUUAAAUGCGGCCAAGACGAAAGAGGCCGCCGAGACCAUCUGGCAAAUGAUGCAGAAGAAGGAAUACUCCACGCAGACCUGGGCUGAGCAUGAACUACACCCCAAAGCCAAGGACGAGCGCACCGUCGACUUCAUCUUCACCAUGGACCUUCUCAAUUUCAGCUUCUGGUCGGAACUUCCGAGCGACAAGCGCUUUGCGAUCGAGUACCGGGGCAAGAAGUGGACGGGAUAUUGGAGCUUGGUGGCGGCGCUACAACGGGCUCUGGAUGAGGAUAUCCCAAUCACUACCCCUGAGUUCUGGGCAAACGAGGAGGAAUGCACCGAGGAGGUCAUCAAGCAUGUGUUCCGGUCUGCCACUGAGGAAGAGAUUCCGCUGCUUGAGGAGAGACUGCAGUGCUUGCGCGAGGCUGGCCGAGUGCUAUGCAGGGAAUACGAAGGCAGCUUCUUGAACUGCAUCUAUAGCGCCAAUUAUUCGGCCGCGGCCCUUGUGAACCUCGUGACAGAAAGCUUCGCCUGCUUCCGGGAUGAGACCACGUUCAACGGCCGGAGAGUACGGAUCUACAAACGGGCCCAGAUUCUGGUUGCGGACUUGUGGGCUUGUUUCAACGGCGAGGGCUUCGGCGAGUUCCACGAUAUCGACACUAUCACCAUGUUCGCAGACUACCGGAUCCCUCAAAUGCUCCACCAGCUCGGCUGUCUGAUGUACUCACCACCCCUGGAAUCCCACAUCCGCGACCUGAAGCUCAUCCCCAGCGGGUCGAACUGGGAGACCGAACUCCGCGGCACCAGCAUCUGGUGUGUGGAGCUGAUCAAGCGGGAGAUCGAGCGCCGCCACCCGGAAGUGAAGACCAAGCCCAUUCAACAAUCCGAGCCGAAGCCACCCUCAUCCGCCAACAGCUCCAAGCAAAGCACUAAGCAAAGCACGAAACCUGAUGAGCAUGAAGAGACACAACCACCACAAAGCUAUUUCACCGAAACGGCCCCGAACGACGACGCCGUCCAAAGCAAGUCGGCGCGGGGCAUCAACGCCAUCCUGAUCGAUUUCUUCCUCUACGACACGAUGAAGGAGUUGGAGAAGGACGGGCAAGAAUCUAUCCCGCACCACCGCACCCGGAGUAUCUGGUACUGAUACUUGAAGCCCGGGCUGUUUUGCUUUCUGUUGCGUGACUCCACAUCUGUUGAUAGAUACACUAUACCCACCUUUUUCUCAUCGUUGUUGUCCGGUUCUUGCUGGAGUUUUGUCGCUUCUUGGAUGAGGCAUAUAGACGUUAUACAGAAU